Sturnus vulgaris (Common starling) is the source of this 3825-nucleotide messenger RNA. It is a transcript of the gene SLC25A24, whose product is annotated as solute carrier family 25 member 24. Gene Ontology annotation, molecular function: calcium ion binding. The record is from RefSeq and is a predicted model, not a curated record. Gene Ontology annotation, cellular component: mitochondrial inner membrane. NCBI's taxonomy places the organism in Eukaryota, Metazoa, Chordata, Aves, Passeriformes, Sturnidae. Gene Ontology annotation, biological process: transmembrane transport.
GCAUCGCGGGCGGUGUCUCGUCCGCGCCCAGCUGGCGGGAGCCGAGGGACACCGUCCGUCCGUCCUCCCUGCACGGCCCCGACAUGUUCCAGCUCCUGCGAGGUUUCCUUCUGCCCGCGGCCGCCUGCGACGGCAACAGGGAUGGCGACUCCCGCUACGCCAACCUCUUCCGAAAACUGGACCUCAACGAAGACGGCAGGGUGGACAUUGCCGAGCUCCAGACGGGCCUCCGGGCCAUGGGCAUCCCUCUGGGGAAGGAGGCGGAGGAGAAAAUUUUUAGAGCUGGGGAUACUAACCAGGAUGGACAGCUGGAUUUUGAAGAAUUUAUGCAGUAUCUUAAAGAACAUGAGAAAAAGAUGAAACUGGCAUUUAAGAGCCUGGACAAAAACAAUGAUGGAAAAAUUGAAGCCUCAGAAGUUGUCCAGUCCCUCAAGAUAUUGGGUAUAAACAUUUCAGAAAAACAGGCAGAAAAGAUCCUGCAAAGUAUUGAUGCUGAUGGGACCAUGACAGUGGACUGGAAUGAGUGGAGAGAUCAUUUUAUGUUUAAUCCAGCUACAGACAUUGAAGAAAUAAUUCGAUAUUGGAAACAUUCCACUGUACUGGAUAUAGGAGAUAGCUUGACUGUUCCAGAUGAGUUCACAGAGGAAGAGAAGAAGACUGGGCAGUGGUGGAAGCAGCUCUUGGCAGGAGGAGUGGCUGGUGCUGUCUCUAGAACAGGUACAGCACCCUUAGAUCGCCUUAAAGUCAUGAUGCAGGUUCAUGGUUCAAAGUCAAACAAAAUGAAUAUAGCCAGUGGCUUUAAACAAAUGUUGAAAGAAGGUGGUGUCCGAUCCCUUUGGAGGGGGAAUGGUGUAAAUGUUGUGAAAAUAGCUCCUGAAACAGCUAUUAAGUUCUGGGCUUAUGAACAGUAUAAGAAGAUACUCACUAAGGAUGAUGGAAAGUUAGGCACUGUUGAAAGAUUUGUAUCUGGUUCUUUGGCUGGAGCAACAGCACAAACUUCUAUAUAUCCCAUGGAGGUUUUAAAGACCAGAUUGGCUGUGGGUAAAACAGGGCAAUAUUCUGGGAUGUUUGACUGUGCUAAGAAGAUUUUAAAAAGAGAAGGUCCAAAGGCCUUCUACAAAGGCUAUAUUCCUAAUAUUCUGGGUAUAAUUCCUUAUGCUGGCAUUGACCUUGCUGUUUAUGAGCUCUUAAAGAGUACGUGGCUAGAGCACUAUGCCUCGAGCUCUGCAAACCCAGGUGUGUUUGUGUUGUUGGGGUGUGGCACCAUUUCCAGCACAUGUGGGCAGCUGGCCAGUUACCCUCUCGCUCUCAUCAGAACACGCAUGCAGGCUCAAGCCUCAGUGGAAGGAGCUCCACAGCUAAACAUGGUUGGUCUCUUUCAAAGAAUUGUUGCUACAGAGGGACUCCGAGGACUUUAUAGGGGCAUAGCCCCUAAUUUUAUGAAAGUGCUUCCAGCUGUCAGCAUCAGCUAUGUUGUAUAUGAAAAAAUGAAACAGAAUUUGGGAAUAGCAUGAAAUGAAGGAAAAAAGUGAGAUGCUUCUAAUACUGUUGGAAAAACCAGAACAAUGUUUUCUCAAGUAAUCUGCUCUCAUAAUUAGAGGCAGAUCUUUAUAGAGAGAUGCUGCAACUUCCACAUUUGCCCUUAAGUGGGAAGAAACUUUCUUAAAUUUUAAUUCACCAUUUUUAAACAGAUACCUAUAUUGCACUUUAAAAUGUCACUGAGAUGAAAAGAAAAUAUCAAGAAACUGUCUUUAAAUCAGCAGUAUGUUUUUAUUUUUAGGAAAUCAUGCAUGUUUUACUCAUCGGGGUUUUUAAAAUUUGUUCUUUCUAUGUGUAUUUGUCUUGGAUCAAACCAAAGGUAGGAGAAGUUUAUACUGCCUUGAUACUGAAUAUAUGAAAGUGACUUUUUGUUUUGUCACGCUGCCUAUACUCAAGCAAUUCACAGGCGACAUUUUGCAUGCCUAGAAGUGAGCACUUUUUUACUUUUGGAGACUGAAUAUUAAGUUCAUAAGAAAUGGGAUCUUGGAUACACACAAUGAUGGAAUAACACAUUAAAAUGUAGCCCAUCACCUUUGUCUUCAGGCAAACCUUUUUUAUUUUUCAUUAUUUAAAGAGCCUGACAAACUGCUGUUUUGCAGUAUUGGAAUACCUCAAAUGGAUUUACACGGUAUUUUUGUAAUACAAUCAGCAAUUUUGAUAACUUGCUUCACUGAACCUGCUUUUCAUUGCACUUGUAAAUGUCAGCACCAUUAACCAUGGCAAAAUUUGGGUUACAGCUGCAUGUUUUAUAGGACCAUAAUAACAAAGGAACAAAAAAAGCUUGGAUAUUAGAUCCAUUCCAUACAAGUGCAAGCUCCUAUUUAAAAAUAGGAUGGAGGAUCCAGUAUGAAGCUGGUAGUAAUUGCAGCACAGCCAGUGGCAGAGCUGUUCAUAGCUGCCUUGGGAACAGGAAUGCUUCUCAUUUUGGACUCUUCAUUCUUUCUCUUAUUCAGAGGGCUACAUCCACUAUGUGCUUUUAGCCAGUAGAGAAUUGCAUUAUGUAGUAAAGGUUUUUUACAGUUUUGUCAUGCAAGAUCAGUCUUCUGUGCAUGCUGGCUGUGGGUAUGAAAUUGGGAUAAUAAAAUACUGAAGUGUUUUGUCCUGGUGACCAAGUGGCAGUGCUGACCUCAGGUGCCCAUCAGAUUGAUGUUAAUGUAGCAUGCAAAGCAUGCACAUAGACCUGUUAGUCCUUGAGAAACAGCUCCUCCUCAAAAAACUAAGCAGACCUUCCUCAAUGCAGAAAAUGUGGUAUUUCCAUGGACAAGUCCUGACUUCCUCCUUUUUUUUUUUUUUUUUUUUGGUCUGUGUGGAGGGGCACACAGUUGCCUUCAGGCCUGAACACUGAAACAGAUUAACAAUUAUUACCAGACUAAUUUGUUAGGCUUUUUCUGCUUUCUGUAAUGUGUAGUGUCUUAAUCUUAGUAAAUUCGGGAUUAUACUUAUGUUGACCUUCUAAAAGCAACUGCUCUUAGACCACUUUCUGAAAUUGGAUUACUGAAGGAAGAACUUUAUUCUGUUAAGGUCAUUAAGGGUCUUCUUUUUAAUUCUUUCUUCUUUUUUUUGGGUGGGCAUGAGGGGUGCAUGGUUUUUUUGUUGUUUGUUUUUUUUAAGCAGACAAAUAAGCAAGCAAGCAAAAAUAACUGCCUGAAUCUCCCUUGUUCUACAUAUGCUUUGGGCCAUAUUUUUUAAACAGCAAUCACGGGCAAAUUUGUGUUCAGUGCUUCCAUGGCUGGUGUUUAUUCUCCAUAAACUGAUAGAUUGCAAUUCCAUAAAAUCUGUAUUAUAAAUUUUUUGUCACAUUUCAGAAAAUGGCAGCUCUAGCUGUAUUUUGGCCUUCCCUUUAGGGAAACGUUGGACUUUGCACUUUAGAAAAAAAAAGUCAUUCUGUCCAAAUCAUUUAUAUGUAUAAUGCCUUUCUGAUCCGAGUUUUUCUUGGUUUUGCCAAUAUCUUUGUACCUUGGGAUUUGUGAGAUCAGUUGCUGAUAAUUUUGUUUGACUGCGACCAAUAAUCAAAUGUAUUGUGUGUGUGAUGUAAAAAUGACUUUAGCAUUUCUAUCUUCCAGACUUGUUCCAUUUUGUUUAUAGUGUGCAAGUGCCAUUAUGAGUAUUGAAAUUAUGGUGACCCUUUCAAAUGUUGAAAAGAUGAGCUAUUUCAGAUUUGAUUUUUCAUUAUGUGCCUUGAUGAUGACUGUGUUCAAUUGUGUAUUCUUUGUCUCUUCAAUGUAUGUUUACCUUUCUAGCUCUAUAAAACUACCAGUUUCUAAUAAAUCUUCAUUUCCUUAUUUA